Python bivittatus (Burmese python) is the source of this 840-nucleotide messenger RNA. It is a transcript of the gene SPATA25, whose product is annotated as spermatogenesis associated 25. Gene Ontology annotation, biological process: spermatogenesis. The record is from RefSeq and is a predicted model, not a curated record. NCBI's taxonomy places the organism in Eukaryota, Metazoa, Chordata, Lepidosauria, Squamata, Pythonidae.
AUGGCCUAUUGCGGCCUGGGAAAAGCUUCCUCGGCCUCCUUCCCACCCCCCCACCAAGGAGAAUCUACCAGCAGCAGCAGCAGCAGCAGGACCAAAGGGGCCCCACGGAGUCGGCCCAGCCUCUUUGCCCGGAUGCCGCGGGAGGCCUCUCCUUCUGCCGGAAUCCCCUGCGCUGCGGGACUCUUGCGAAGGAAGCUGCCGGCCAAACAGGCAAUGCCUCUGCAGCGCAGCACUCUGCGGCCGCCCCAGGAGCCAGGCCUCCCCCAGCCUUGUGUGGGGGGCUGUCCAGUCCCAGGGGCCCUCCAACAGGGGAGAGUGGCCUGCUGGGAGCCACACCGAGGUUCCUGCUGCAGGCUUCCCCUUCAGAACGCGGCCCAGGAAUACCCCCUGGAGCACCCAGGGGACCGGUGGCUGUACCUCUCUUCAGCGCCCCCGCGCCCCCUUCAGCAGCAGUCGAGCUCUGGCGGAGAUUUCGCCCUGGCCCGGUGGGGCUUCCUGCCCAGCGGCCUCUUUGUGGUGUCGGCCAAGCUGAGCAGAGAGAGGGAUGCCCAGCCACGGCUGCCUUUGUCUUCCAACAUCUGCAUCCUGACCCUGGCCAUGAUGAUUGCUGGCAUUCCCACAAUCCCUGUGCCCGGGGUGCGUGAAGAAGACAUGAUCCAUGCUGCCCAGUGCUUCAUGGCGGAGAACCUCAACUCUGGCGAGGUCCAAGGGGAGGGAGCCCAGAGGAGGAGCUGGUCGGCCUUGCAGCGCCUUGGGCCUUCCUGCAAGAGGGGCCGGCAGCGCAGGCGGGCGACCCACCAAAGCCUCUUGCCUCUGUUUCUUGCCCAGCUGGAGAAGUAA